UGGGCCGCCAGUACCUCUCCGGAGCCCGCAGUGCAGCCAUGGCCAGGCACCAAGCAUCACUCGCCUACUGCGCGUGCGCAAUAGCCAUCUUGGCAGCCUUCGCAGCCACAGCAAGUGCCCAGCGGUGCGACUCGCCGUGCGUGCGGGUGUCUGAGUGCGGCUGGCUGGCGGCGCUGCUGCGUCGCGAGCCGCGGCCGCCGGGCGUCGCCGAGCUGCUGCGGGGCCUCGUCUGCGGCAGGGACGGCCGCUUCGUGCUCGUCUGCUGCGGCCCGCCACCGGGGCAGCCCAAACCCAAACCCAAACCAGAGCCGCAGCCGCAGCCGCAGCCUAAGCCGAAGCCAGAGCCGAAGCCGAAGCCAGAUGGGCCCGUCUGGCCACAGGACCCGCUGCAGCACCCAAACCUGCGGCUGCUGCCCGUGAAUACGUGCGGACAUGACGACUCUGAGCGUGUCUUCGGCGGCAACGUGACCGCCAUCAACCAGUACCCCUGGAUGGCGCUGCUCGGCUACUCGUCACGCGGGAGUCCGCGGGAGUUCCUGUGCGGCGGCUCGCUCAUAAGCAGCCGCUACGUGCUGACCGCCUCGCACUGCGUCAACGGCAGGAAGCUCGGCUCCUACAGGCUGGUGGCCGUGCGGCUGGGCGAGUGGGACCAGCGCACAGACGUAGACUGUUCCGUCGACUUCUGCGCUCCGCCGGCCGAGGACUACGGCAUCGAGGAGGCCAUCCCCCACCCGGACUACAACCCGCAGUCCACCAGCAACGCCGACAACGACAUCGCGCUGCUCAGACUCGACCGCGACGCGUCCGAUAACUCUUUCAUCAGAUCAGUCUGCUUGCCAAUUGCUCCUGAGAUCAGGCAGGCAAAUUUCGUCGGGAAGAAUCUUGUUGUGGCUGGCUGGGGUACAACGGAAUAUGGUGACGUCAGCCCAGUGAAGCUGUACGUCGGGGUGCCGGUGGUGGACGAGCAGACGUGUCAACAGCGGUACUCGCGCUGGAACCGGCGCAUCGUGGCGUCGCAGAUGUGCGCCGGCGGCAAGGAAGGCAAGGACUCCUGCACCGGCGACAGCGGCGGCCCGCUCAUGGCCUUCGAAGGCCGGCCACCUAGGGGUGUCCUCGUCGGCGUCGUCUCGUUCGGCCCCCGCGAGUGCGGCAUGAAGGGCUACCCUGGCGUCUACACCCGCGUCUCCUCCUUCCUCACCUGGGUACUCGACACCAUUCGGCCUUAACGUCACGCACACGGCAUACACCAAACCACACCUCCUAGACCUCUCAUCACGUGCAACAUUCGACUGGAUGCAUCCAGACGAAGUACAUCACACAUUAAUGUUCACAUUAGGACAGCGAAUAUCAGCGAUAUUACACCUUAAGAGGUGUUAGCUCUUAGCAGUAUCUUUUCACAUGCCAUUACACACCAUUGUCUUCAAAAUAUAAUUUCAAUAUAAAUUUUUCUUCUUUUGUUAUCUUUAAAUGUCUAGUACACAAAAUUCACAAAAACGAUCCUUAAAGGAAAAAAUUGAAACACACUACUGUCAUGUGAUAUCCAUGUGUGAAACAGGUUAAGAACCUGAUUAUUAUGGGAAGAAUCUCCGGUAAUUAGUAAUAAAAUCCACUCUGAGAACAACAAAAUUUCGUAAAGUUUCGAUAGCUGCACAACAUGUAUAUCGACGACAACUGAAAACACCGAAAUGGAACGGCUUAAUCUUGACGAGCAAAUGAUUCGUUGUAAAUACUGUGACAAUGUGGCUGUAAAUAAUGUGACAAUGUGGCUGUAAAUAAUGUGACAAUGUGGUACUGUUAACAACUGCUGCUUCAGCUGACACAGUGUACUGUUUUAUGCAGUAACAACGAGCGCUGCCUUCUCAUACCCGUUCGCGCUCUAGUUUAAGGAAUUGAAUUUCCUCCAAUUAUUCUCACUCCGAUCCUACAUUCACCAAAACCAGGACUUUGGCCACGUUGUCGUUAUCUCAGAAAAUAAUUUCGUUUGCAACAUUUAAUAUAUUUAUGCGUUCUUUGUACAUUGCCAGUACCUACAUUCCGUUCUGGUUUCCUGUGACACUGUUUCGUGAUUACAUGUAUAGACGUGCUUUCAAGCAGAGAAAGUGAUUUUGAACAUUGAAACCAUACUGUGUAUUGAAGAAUUUUUACAAACUUAAUUUAUUUUGUUAUCCUUGCACAUCAUGGGAGUGAGCUGUACCAUGAUGUAUAGACUUACUUUUUUUACUCAUAAUUUAUAAAUAAACGUUUUAAAGUA
Molecule: messenger RNA, 2251 nt
Organism: Schistocerca piceifrons (Central American locust)
Lineage: Eukaryota; Metazoa; Arthropoda; Insecta; Orthoptera; Acrididae
Product: CLIP domain-containing serine protease HP8-like
Exons: 7
Coding region: 39-1226 (395 amino acids)
Biological process (GO): proteolysis
Molecular function (GO): serine-type endopeptidase activity
Source: RefSeq, a predicted model, not a curated record